AUGAACAUGGCGGCUUCAGCCAUGGACCCCAGCAACGCCACCACCACCACCACCACCACUACUGUCGCCCUUGGAUCAGACCCCUCGGCCCCGUCAAGCAAACGCGCCAAAAGGAGCCCCUCCCACCACAACCUCCAGGGUGACGAUGAUGCAGAACUCGAGGUGCUCUCCCAGACCCAGACCCAGGGCCAGGGCCAGACCCAGACCCAGGGCCAGAACAAGGACGAUCGGGCCACCACCCCUCAUUCAGCCAUUCACACGUCAGCCACCACCCCGUCCACUGACCAAGACGACGAGGACGACCAUGCAGAUGACCAACGCCACACCCACCAAGGCAACGUGGCCCCCAGCAACAGCCACAGCCACAACCCCAACCCCCAGGCUGGCCCAGAAGUCGACGAAGACGACGAGGAGCUCGAUGAAGACGACGAGGAUGACGAUGAUCUCGACGGCUACAAGGUGCAUCACUGCCCCGUGUGUCGCGCCACGUUCACCCGUGCCGCCCACCUCAAGCGCCAUGCCAACGUCCACCGUGAUCGCGACACGCGUCGCUACCGUUGCCCCCUCCCCCACUGCAACCACGCCGUCUACCGCUCCGAUCACAUGCGCCAACACCUACGUCGUCGCCACCGCAUCACCGACAAGCACAUCCUAGCCAAGUUUGUCCGACAAAGUGAUGGCACUGACCUCCCCAUCCCCACGCACCCCCACCCCGUCACCGCCGCGCUGACCAGCAGCUCGGCGGGCACCGCCAACGGCGCCACGCACCACAUCAAACCCUCCCGCCGACGUACAAACAACGUCGCCACCCCCACCGCCACAGCCCACCUCGAUCAAGCCACCUCCAGCCGUCUGCAAGCCCUCUUGGAUGCCUCAGCCCUCGAUGCCGCGGAAGCCUCCUCAUCCGCCGCUGCCGCCGCCGCUGCCCCUCGUCCCCACAAGCACGCCGCCCCGGCUGCCCAACCAGACGCCAGCACAAAUUCUCAAAACGGCCCCAUGAACCCCUCCCCAGAACCCGCUACCGUCGCCCGCCCCCACUCACACGGUUCAGGUCCUUCCACACCAGGCAGCGACAAUGGGGCUGCACCCGAUUUCGACCCUGCAAAACCGGCCCACAACCUCGUCGCUGCCUUCCAGCAGCAACAACAGCAACAACAACAGCUGGCCAACAGCCAACAGAUGAUGAUCAACAGUGCACAAGCCCUCUCCGCCAUUCAGGCCCUCUUCACUUCGGCCCAGUUCCUUCCUUGUAUGCUUGGCGCAGACGGUGUCAUGUGGGUCCCCAUCGUCAACAUGCGUGACCCUUCCGCCGUCACCCCCGGGCCUGGAUCCAACACCAAUGCCAACCCGCCCGCGGGCACCGCUUAA
Molecule: messenger RNA, 1368 nt
Organism: Monosiga brevicollis MX1
Lineage: Eukaryota; Choanoflagellata; Craspedida; Salpingoecidae
Exons: 1
Coding region: 1-1368 (455 amino acids)
Biological process (GO): regulation of transcription by RNA polymerase II
Cellular component (GO): chromatin
Molecular function (GO): DNA-binding transcription factor activity, RNA polymerase II-specific; RNA polymerase II cis-regulatory region sequence-specific DNA binding
Source: RefSeq, a predicted model, not a curated record